Messenger RNA from Soboliphyme baturini, 681 nucleotides. The record is from the annotation of a GenBank genome assembly. NCBI's taxonomy places the organism in Eukaryota, Metazoa, Nematoda, Enoplea, Dioctophymatida, Soboliphymatidae.
AUGGAACGCGACGAGACGGAAAAGUCUGAAUCGAAGUAUACUGUAAAAUAUCUUCAAGAAUUAAUGGACGAUCGACGCAUCGUAAAGGCUGGACCAAAAAAAUACGCCGAAGUUUGGGAACUUCUCGACCAGCAGGUCAACAUGGUUGCGUUGCACAUCGCCAGAUUUGGGGUUAAACGCGGAGAGGUGCCACCACUUGGAAAGACCGUGCGAAAAAGAGUCAACGUCUCAGCAGAGGUCGCCAUACCAGUAGAGAAGUACCCUGGCUUCAACUUCGUCGGACGAAUAAUAGGACCUGGUGGUAUGUACAUCACCCAUUUAGAGCACACGACAGGGUGCAAAAUAAUCAUAACCGGAGUACAUAGACCAGAGUCACGACGCCCUCCACCCCGAAUAAUAGCGUGCGAAAAUGCAGGACCGACCGUUCUCAUCAGAUGCAGAGAUUUCGAGCAUCUGGCACGUGCCAAGGUGGAGUGUGCUGUUAAACGAAUCAACAAACUUCUGGUUCCUCCUCCUGAAGGCUACGAUCCUCUGAAGCGCCGGCAGCUGCUAGAAUGGUCUAUCAUUAACGGUACGUACGAAACAAGAAAGGCGUACGCGGAUUAUGAUGCUGCUGAAAAGCACACCCGCGAUCGAAACCGCAAUCGCUCUGACUGGUGUACGUCAAGGCGUCGAAUGUGA